Messenger RNA from Penicillium expansum, 1200 nucleotides. RefSeq names its product Pyridoxal phosphate-dependent transferase, major region, subdomain 2. Gene Ontology annotation, molecular function: pyridoxal phosphate binding; transaminase activity. Gene Ontology annotation, biological process: amino acid metabolic process; biosynthetic process. NCBI's taxonomy places the organism in Eukaryota, Fungi, Ascomycota, Eurotiomycetes, Eurotiales, Aspergillaceae. The record is from RefSeq and is a predicted model, not a curated record. The transcript has 6 exons. Bases 1 to 1200 code for a protein of 399 amino acids.
AUGGGGCCAUCAAUUGAAACCCAGGCAGGACUUUCUCUCCGAGGAGCCGAGAACGUCGUUCGGAAUGAGUAUUGGAGGGACAUCCGUAAACUCCUAGCGGUGCCUUACGACAAAAUCGAUAAUCCAAAUGGAAUAAUCAAUUUGGGUCUCGCUGAAAAUUAUCUCAUGCACACGGAAAUAUCCGAUCGACUGAAGACUGGGUUCAACGUUGAUCUUUCCGCACAUCUGACCUACGGCCAAGGACCAGUGGGCUCACCACGACUGCUUAAAGCAUUGGCUAACUUCUUUAACACCAAUUUCGACCCAAUUAGGCCUGUUUCACAGAAUGAAAUCCUAGUGACUUCGGGAGUCGCAGCUUUGAUUGAUACCUUGACAUGGUGUAUCUGCGAUGAUAAUGAAGGAAUUCUGAUCCCGCAGCCACUUUAUGUUGGAUUUGAGAUUGAUAUUCAGAUGCGCAGCCGCGGACAAAUGAUUCCUGUUUCCUUUCUAGAACCAGAUCGAGAGUAUUCGGUCGACCACACAUUUGAGCCAGAAGCAAACCGCAGAGCCUUCGAGCGUGCUUAUAAAGAAGGCACAGAGAAAGGCAUCAAGGUUCGUGCGGUGAUACUUUUGAACCCUCACAAUCCGUUAGGGAGAUGCUACUCACCUGAAACUAUCAAAGAAGUUGCUCGCUUCUGCGACAAAUAUGACCUCCAUCUCAUAUGUGAUGAAAUCUACGCAAACUCGGUCUUCGUCAACCCUGAUGAGCUGCACGCCCAGCAGUUUACAUCCGCUUUAAGUAUGAAUCUUGAUGGAAUCAUCAGUCAAUCUCGCAUUCACAUUAUGUAUGGCAUGAGCAAAGACUUUUGUGCGAAUGGUCUUCGCCUCGGUGUGCUUCAGACAAGAAAUAAGGAUUUGCUGGAAGCAGUUGCGAGCAUUAACAACGCUGCAUUUUACCUCUGGAUCCGCCUUUUCCCGGCUCGCAUUGUUGAAGCUGAUGCUUUGACCCCGUCUCCCAACGUGUCGAAUAUCAAAAGGUUGCUUGUGGACACCUGCAAACGAAAUGGUUUGUCAAUCAAAGACGGUGCACACUAUUUUGCAGAAGAGCCAGAAAAUGGAUGGUUCAGAGUCACUUUUACCGUUUCAAAUGCAGUUUUGGAGGUGGCCAUGGAGAGACUGGUGAAGAGUUUAGACGAUCUGGAGUGGUUGGAACUGUUUUGA